Solea senegalensis (Senegalese sole) is the source of this 2230-nucleotide messenger RNA. It is a transcript of the gene klhdc8a, whose product is annotated as kelch domain containing 8A. Lineage: Eukaryota; Metazoa; Chordata; Actinopteri; Pleuronectiformes; Soleidae. The record is from RefSeq and is a predicted model, not a curated record. Bases 599 to 1261 code for a protein of 220 amino acids. Gene Ontology annotation, molecular function: protein binding. The transcript is spliced from 7 exons.
UGGAGGAGGAGGAGUGCACUGCGGGAGGCCCUCAUGGGUGUGUCCAUCAUUGUCAAAGCACUCUCGCCCACCUCCAUUCUUAUUCUGGAGGUGUCAUCCUGAAGUGCCAGACAUGGACUCUGCAUUUUUAUUCUGCUGCUGCAUCUGUCACGCUCUCUUGCCUCAGCCUGAGCUCACUUCUCGUCCAGCUCUGUGGCCGAGCACAUUUUUAGCGCCUGAUAAAAAAAACAGAAGAAGUGUUUUCACCUGCGGGGUCUGGUCUCACACACACACACACAAGGAGUUGUUGGGUUCUUACUUUUGUUUUUGUGGGAAAGUUUCGAUGCACAAAUGUUUCAGACUAAACUAAAAUGUGUGACAUUAAUUUGAAUGAAAACUGUGCUUUCGUUUUUGCAUUUAUAAUCGACAAAGGGCUGACCUCUGACCCCUGACUCCCCACAGACCCAGCUUCCUCAUUGGAAGGCGUGUUAGUGGGAUUGAGGAGGUCCUUGACGUACUCCUGUCACUGACCCACAUCUCCUCUGCGCACAGUACUGACAGUGCACUGUGUGUGUGUGUGUGUGUGUGUGUAGAUGCUCGAGCUCUGGCUGUGGGUGGAAUGGGUGACGACCUGCUCCCUCGUAGCAUCCUUCAGCAGUAUGACCUUCGAAAGGACGUGUGGGCUCUGCUUCCUCCAAUGCCGACGCCACGCUACGAUGCUAACACACACCUGCUGGGCAACAAACUCUAUGUGGCAGGUGGCCGUCAGUGUAAAAGACCAGUGAAGGCCUUUGAAAUGUACGACGCAGAGACACGUUCUUGGACUACACUGCCCAUGAUGCCUUGCAAGCGUUCAUACGGUGGCGUGAUAUGGGAUGCAGCUGGGAGGCUGUGGCUGCUCGGAGGACUGCGUCAAGGGGGAGGACACCAUAGCUCCAAGUUCACCAAGAACGUCAACAUGUUUGACUCCAACCAAGGUAUGUGGUUGAAGACGGAGGAGACGGUGGCGCUGAAAACAAAGAGAGCCGACUUUGCCGCCGCGUUCCUCCGCGGCCGAAUGGUUGUCGCGGGAGGACUUGGUCACGAGCCCUCGGCUCUGGACACAGUGGACGCUUUUCAUCCUCAGAGGAAGAAGUGGGAGAGAUUGGCUCCCAUGAACUUCCCUCGCUGCUCUGCCUCCUCCAUUGUCAUUCGAGACCGCCUCUUGGUGGUGGGCGGAGUCAACCAGGUUCCCAGUUCAGCACAUGAGAUCCUCUACGUCAAAGAAGAAGAGUGUCUGUAAAUCAUGUUCACUGAUCCUCUGCACGAUCCUCCUGAAUCAGACUGUGCAAAGUCGAAUGUGUACACAGCACUGACCACACUGAGGGAGAUGGAGUCUAAGUGAAAGACGGUGUAACAGGUGAAAUGACCACAUGACGUUUGCUACUGGGCUGUUUCACAAAAGCAGGGUAAAGAAAUCCACGAUUACAGGUUGAAGUCAUUCACACACUUUAACGUAUCACAACACAAGAUGCACCCGUCGACGCUGAAAACAAGAAAGUGCUGCUGUGUAUUUCACACCCAGAGAACAACAAUAGGAGGCGGAUGAGGAAGUGAAGACAGGAAACGUGGCUGCCACGAUUAAAGUGAGUGAAACAACUGUGGAGUAGAAAUACCUAUUAUCAUUAAGAUGGUCAUCCACCGUAGUUUUCAAAGCAUAUGACCGUCUCUUUAAAUAAAUGAUUGUACGUAAAGCAGAAUCUGACGCAGACAAAAACAGUUCAGUAAUCACAGGUCAUUCAAGGGACAUUGAAAACAGGUCAAACUCACUCACAGGGCCUAGUGAUGUUUGUGACCCAAAUGAUUUGAUAAAAUAAUUGGUAUGUUUCUUUUUCCAUAUUUUAGAAACUUGUUUUUACUUAAGCAGACUAAUGAAAUACAGUAAAACACAUCAGAACAUGCAUAAGAGGACUCACAUUUAUUCCAUGUUAUUUCUGAAGCAAUACAAAUCUCUGCUUUUAGAGUUUCAUUUGUGCGACAUGUGCUGUGUAAUUUAGUUGUCUGGUUGUUUUGUGACUCACAGGUUUAAACGCUAUUAUCAUAUUAUAAUAUGUUUAUCUGUUAUAGGCAACAAACUCUUCAAUAAGAUCAAUAAGAUGUGGAAUGUUUUCAUUGUGUCAAUAUCUCUUUGUUCCUCUGUUACAUCCUAUUAUAACAUGUGAUACUUGCAAUGUGAGUCAUAUUCAACAGAAUAAAUGAGAGCUGGAUUUUG